This is a messenger RNA of Bicyclus anynana (squinting bush brown), 826 nucleotides long. RefSeq lists its product as uncharacterized. Bases 1 to 807 code for a protein of 268 amino acids. The transcript has 4 exons. NCBI's taxonomy places the organism in Eukaryota, Metazoa, Arthropoda, Insecta, Lepidoptera, Nymphalidae. The record is from RefSeq and is a predicted model, not a curated record.
AUGUCUGGUGUAAACGUCAGCGAGUGGCAGUGCCGCACGCGGCUCAGUUCGCAGAAGCGCGCCGGCGGAGCGAGGUCGGCCACCUGCGCGUCCUCGCGAGCGUGUCGUAUCGACGCUGUCGCUGCGCGCGCAGGCUCCCGCGCCCCUCGCGUUCGAUUUUCCGUCCGGGCGACGGUGGCGGCGCGUUGCAUAACUGUGCGGCGGCACUCCGCGCGCGAACCCGCCCCGAGCGCCCGCGAGCGCGUCCCCGCGCACACACGCGCAAGUCGCGCCCUUUACGUAACGCGCGACCACCGCGCUCUCUCGCGACCCGACGACCCCCUGACAGGUUUGGAGUGUUACACGUUCGUUGUGCUUCGUUUUGGCUUUGGCUUCUGGCUUUGUCGGAGACGGAGCGGCGGCGGCGGGCCGGCGGUGGGCCGGCGCAGUAGAAGUGGUAUCGCAGAUGUUGCGCGCGCGUCUCGCCGGCAGAGAGGAGCGCGCGCGGCCUGCUCACAACGCGGCCACCACCCGGCGCGCCCUCUAGACACACAACACUGCACUAUUAUACGGUCGGACAUGAAAAAUCUCGCUCCUUUGCUGGCUGUCCCUAUCAGCGAGUACGUGGUAACUUUCAUCUCUCUACUAGCCGCGGCCACACUGCUUUCGUGGACGACAGAAGGGCGCUCCGCCCGUAGGUGGUCGGCGGGAGAACGCGGGCGCAGAGUGCACUGCCGCGCGCUUUCCCUACCACACACACCCGCCCAUUCACUGUUAGCAGCUAUUGAUAUUGUUUGUGUGGUGUGCAGAAGGGCGCUCCGCCCGUAGGUGGUCGGCGGGAGAACGC